Eurytemora carolleeae is the source of this 6273-nucleotide messenger RNA. RefSeq lists its product as uncharacterized. The record is from RefSeq and is a predicted model, not a curated record. Gene Ontology annotation, cellular component: nucleus. The coding region runs from base 364 to 6273 and encodes 1969 amino acids. The transcript is spliced from 12 exons. NCBI's taxonomy places the organism in Eukaryota, Metazoa, Arthropoda, Copepoda, Calanoida, Temoridae.
CACUCUCCCUACGGCAUCAUCUACAAACAAAAUGGAGUAGAAAGUAACAACAUUGAACGACGUAAAAUUGUUUAAUUAGAACGAUUUCUUCAUAUACUCGCUCUAGUUGAGUAAAGUUUGUAAAGAAUUUUAAAGUACAAAGACUAGAGAUUAAAUAGAAGUGAACUUGUGUGAAAUGAUAGUGCGAAGUCAUGUUUUAAAUACGAACCAGAAGAAAUGAAAUCAAGGAUGGAUAAAUCAAAUUAUCUGCGUACUCCGGGCCCAGAUCCAAGAUAAGUGGGUUAGGUUCAGCAACCUGUUUCUCCAGAUCUACAUUGGGAACUGUAAACCACGCAGUUCCUCAUGAUGCACUAACCUCUUGGCAUGGAGCCUUCAACAGUUGAUUUAGCUCAGAUACCUAACUCUAUCCAUACAAUGUCUGUCCCCGUUUCUCAAACAGUUCAAUAUUACACUGCCCGGGAUGGUACUCCCGUGGCUAUCGCCCAAAAGACCGUGGUUUCCAGCUCCAACUCAGGGGCGGAGACUAUCGUCCCGGUUACCGCCGUGUCAGGCGGUACAAGCACAAGCUUCCAGCUGAACGCUGACACCCUGCAGCUGAUAGGGAUGUCUGGGACGCUACCGAACAGCAACUUGUUCGUUAACUAUCCCCACACUAUGUGGGAAAGAGAUGCAGAAGGGAACAGAAUACCUAUUCAGGUGACCACUGCAGUCACCCAGGCCGUGGUGAAGGGAGAAGGGGAUGCGUUGAGUCAGGCGGCGGCCGUCAUUAAGAACGAGGUCAACACUCCCAUCAAGAGUGCUGCUGUUCUCACUAAAUCCUUUAUCUGUGACAUCUGCAACAAAGGGUUUGCUAAACGUGAACACCUGACCAAGCAUACUAGGAUACAUAAAGAUACAAAAAGGUAUACUUGCGAGUACUGCCAGAAACAGUUUCGUGACCGGUAUGAACUGGUUCGACAUCAACGUCGACACACCGGCGACUUCCCCUUUAGAUGCAGCGACUGUGAUAAAGGGUUUAUGAGACAUGAACGCUACAUGACUCAUCUUCGCUGGCACUCAGGAGAAAGACCGUUCCAGUGCACCAUGUGUGACAAAAGUUUCCGGGAUCGUAGCGAACUAAACCGUCACUCCAGGAGACAUACGGGAGACCUUCCGUACAAAUGUGGAACCUGUGGAAAAGGAUUUCUGCGUAGGGAGCGGUAUAUCACCCAUGUACGGAUCCAUACCGGAGAAAAACCGUUCGUCUGUUCAGUUUGUAGCCGCGGAUACAGAGAUAAACGUGAGCUGAAGAAGCAUCAAGCAACCCACAACCACCUGGACCAGGAUCCUGAGUCCCCUAACUCUGCAACUAGUCCAAACCAGACGUCUAGUGCUAAUCAUAUAACGGUGAUGUCUCCGACGCGAACUAUUACUGUUGCAGGAAUGUCUCCGACGAAAACUAUCACGGUUUCUGCUCCGGCACAGCAUUCAAACCUGGCAACUAUAACAUUUUCUCUUCCCACCGAACCGGUUCCGAAGAACCAACUGGGAAUGGCCCCCGAACCCCAAAUAUUUGCAGCUCCGCUAAACCCGGCUCAGAUUCAGCUCCCGCCUAGUGUUGCCACUGCUCUUCAGAACAUGAACCAGAAAGCUAAACAAGGUAUCAUGUUAACAACUGCUCCAUCUACGCCGGUCAAACAAGAGCAGCUUACACAGAUCAGCAGCAGCGGACACAUCCUUAAACAGAUUCAAGGAGUUAUAGAAGGAGAAGGUGCUCAGAUAACCCUGGCAGGAGGUUCAUUCCCCGGGCUGAUGGCUGCAGGGGGAAGUCCCCAGGUGUUUUACUACGUGAUGCCCAGCACCAUGCAACCUCUUAUUACAGAUGGAAGUGAAGGAAGGGGAGGAACUACACAGUUCGUGGCCCUACCGGCCGGAGCCUUACAGGCUACAGUACCCGUCUCAUCGGUCAAUGGAGGCUUUCCUCAAUAUUUCAUAGAUUCAAGUGAUGGUUCCGCCUUGGAUAUACAACAGGGGGACGGAUCUAUCAAUUCAUCUCCGCUCCUCGUCUCUCUAGAGACGGGUAUUCAUGAGCAAAGAUCUGUCACCCUGGUUCCUCAACUUGAAUUCACGGAAAAUGAUCUCAAGAUUCGCGAUUCAGUCGAAGAAAUUAUGUGCGCGCGUGAACUUUUGACUCUUGGACAAAAUUGUGAUUUAAGAUUGCAAAAUUUCGAACAAAACAAACAUUCAAGAAUUGUUUUUGAUGUUCCGAGUCACAGCUCCAAGGUUUAUGGUCAGCAGUUCAUCCACAACCCUGAGCUGGUGUCAACCAUUCCGAACCUGGAUGGAAACUUCUCCGAGAGUUCCGACUCCGGAGGGGAGAGUGACUCGGAAAAUUUUUCUGUAUGUAUGAAUCGUGACUUGACCGAGAAAGAUCGGGUAAAAAAACUUAUGUCUGGCUCUAAAUCAACUGUUGAAGGUUCCUGCCCUUUAGUGGUAUCUAAAUCCUUAAUAAAUAAAGAAAAAAAGAAAUUAUGGAAAAAAGUGAAAAGAAACGAUAAAUUUGUUCCUAAAAGUGAUGAACAUUUGAUGGUGGGGGAGACUCCCCCUGACGCUCCGUUGCGUUUAAAGCCAUCCAGAUCUAAGUCUGGAGAAUUAGGUCAAGUGACCGGAAAAACUAAAAGUGAAAUAAACAAUUCCUCAAGUGAAGGUAUUAUAAACCAAGUGUACGGGACUACCCAGUGUAGAAUAAAAGUCUGUGAUAGUACGAACAGUAACAGUGAGGGUCUGAGCAAAAUGAAUUUAAAUAACGUGACGAGUUUAGGCCUGCCGGUAAACCAAUUGAGCCAGGUCAGCACAUCUAAUAUUAUCACGCUGGCUCAUACCAGCUUGAGCGGAACACCGACUUGUGUCUGUGUCUCAAAUCUGAGCAGUGGCGGACAAAUAGUUGCCGUGGCAGGGAUGAACUUGGGAUCUACUCCGCCACUACUAGUCUUCAGUAGUGGAGGCAAUUAUAACACCGGAAGUUUUAUAGGAAAUUUCCCCGGAGGAAUGCCAAUGACAUUGAUUCCCGGCGGAGGGAAUAAAACCCUUAUUCAAGCUACUCAGCUUCAAGCUGGUCAGCUGAAUAUCCAGAGUUCUGAAGUCCUGAAAGUACCUGUAGGAGUAACAAACAGUCAGGGAGGGCUGGUUGCUAUCACUCAACAUAUGGGAACUCUGACACAAAACUCGUCCUUCACACACUCAUCAAAUACGGUCACAACUCCAGCGCCAACAAUCCAGGGGAUGAGAGGGGAAACCUCGGUUAGUUUCGAGGAUAAACCUGUAGUUCGGGAAGCGAGAAUCGAACCAACAAUACAGGAGGACGGGUCUAUUCUCUGGUCUUGUAAUGUUUGCGCUAAGAUCUGUCCGUCUGAAGGUGAACUGAAGAUUCACAAGAAGAGACAUAAAAUUGAUGAAGCUCUAAUCUGUCCCUACUGUAAGAGAAGUUAUGUUGAUCAACACAGAUACGCUGUCCAUGUGAGAAUCCAUACCGGAGAAACUCCGUUCCAUUGUGAACUCUGCGGCAAAGGUUUCAGAGACGAUAGGAAGAUGAAACUUCACAUGGCUCGUCAUAACUCUGGACUAUCCCACAAAUGUCAUCUUUGUCCCCGAAGUUUCGAAGGUCCGAAGGCGCUUGAAAAACAUCUGAAUGCUCAUGCUACAGGGCGUUAUGUGGCACCUAAAGUAAUCCAGAAAUCUGACGGAACUACAGCAAUGGCACUGCCGGAGGAUAAACAAAAAGAUGCAGAAAUGCCGAACCUUACCUCGGAGAUAUCUCGGGACGUUGAACCGUCUCGGACUGCUCCAAGCCCGCAUAUGAUCCUUGGAGAUACCUCUCAUUUCUCAAGAAUAUCCGAAGGAUUGAGUUUUGAUCUGAAGUCUGAAGGUUCCCAGGAGGAUGAUAGUGUAUCCGCUUCCUCCAGUAUGAUUAGUUUAUCUAUGGAUGAUAUUUAUCAGUACAACGUUAAUCAGACAGCAAUAGAAACCCCCAGUAACCCUGACAGUUUGGAUAUCCAGGAGAAACUAACAGAGGGAGCUGCUCGGGUUGUUCCUCUAGACAUGGAUGAGUUUAUGACUGGAGGAUCUAAUCCUCAUCAGAAAAUCAAGGAUGAACAUAAACCUCAACACAACGACUCCGGAGAGUUCCCUGAUCUACUAGACUCAUCCAACAGCCUUGCCAACCUGAACUCCAACUAUAAUUACAGUCAUCAUUACAGCAGUACGACAGACGAAAAGCUGGACAGCUUCUUCAAGGCUGCCGGCAGCAUCAAGGAGGAGUCAGGACUCACAUUCACAACCUUGGACGGACUGAAACCUGAUUAUCCAGAUAUAGAGGUUCCGUCCUUUGCUGACCUUAAACCUUCAGGUCCAAUAGUUGUAGCAAAAAGAUCUGUUGUUCCCAUGACAGAGGUAAAACUAGAUCUGGAGCUAGGAAACCAGGUGGAACUUGAUAUUAAGACUGGUAUCUUACCAGAUGAGAUAAAGCGUGAACCUGCUCCGAUACUAGAGGUUACUGCAUCCAGCCCUGUACAGACCAUGGUAGCUAAUGAUUCGUCUCUUUCUUUCCCUGGUCAGUUUUAUCCUUCUGCGCAACCCUCUUCAUCUCUAACAACUCCUGUGGAGGUUAAUCAAGAACUUAUCACUAAGCAAGAAACUCCAAUUGUAAAUAUAUCAGAUCUUUCUGCCUCCUCUUUAUCCUUGAAAGAGGAAAAGGAUUUGAUACCAACCCAACCCAGUGCUCCAGCUCCCAAACCCCUGGAACCUCUAGUACAGAAGGACCCAGUAAAGGAAACCUACACUGUUAUUACCGAAGGUGGACUUAAAGUCGAAGUUCCAACUAUUAUUACCGGAGGUUAUGACUUUGAUAAUCUUCUAUGCCUAUUUUGUGAAAAACAACAGUUCAAAAACGACAAAACCUUAAUAAAUCAUCUAUUAAGCCAUUUUGGGGUAGCCCCUAAAAUGGCUACAUGUCCGAUCUGUCAUUUAUCUCUGCAGAAAAAAUCCUUUGCUCGUCAUGUUAGACUUCAUGGAGACGUGCAGCCGGAAGUGUGUCCUUAUUGUAAGAAAGAAUUUAGAGAAAAAAGAUCUUUAGAGAAGCAUGUCAGAGCUAUUCAUGAAGCAGAGCGACCGUUUCCCUGUGACCAGUGUUCCGAGGCCUUCAGAAACCAAAUAGAGUUAAAAAAUCACAAAACCAGACAUUUGAAAGAUCACCCCUUCAAAUGUGACACGUGCCCUAUGUCCUUUCAAAAACAGGAAGCUCUCACCACCCACUACCGUCUUCAUACCGGAGAGAAACCCUUUGCUUGUAAUUUCUGCGAUAAAAAGUUUACAAGUGAAAAAAAUAGACGAGUUCAUGUACUCCGUCACGAGGGAAGUUUGCCGCAUAAGUGUGAGGACUGUGAUAUGACUUUUCAAUCAAGAUCCCAUCUCAUCAAGCAUGCAACUAGUCACACCAGGAAAACUCAAGAUGCUGUGGUGGAUAAAAUCCACACAUUCUUAGAAUCUUUUGGAGCAUCUCUAGGUGAGUUUGGACUGGAUGAUACUUAUGACUCAAAUGAUCAAAUUUCCCUUCACCCAGCGUCUGAAAGCGGAGAAAUUGAAGAUCAUUCGGUCAAACUCUCCAUGGAGACGUUUUCUGAAACCAAGACAUUGGAAGCAGCAGCUGCUUCAGCAACAAUACCAUCUUCAGCUGAUACUGCCUUUUUUGAUCUGACAGAAGAUACAGAUUCUCAGGACGAGAUGAAGAAAUCUGGAAACUUCUCCUCAUCCUCUGUUCCAUCCUUGGUAAACGGACUGAGUGAGGAAGAUGCUGAAAGAAUGGCAAGAGCAGAACUCGACUCUGAAAUUCCUCCAACAGCGGACGGAACUCAUCUUUGUCAGAUGUGUAACACAAGGCUUGGAAAUAAGAGAUCUUACAUUAUCCAUCUUAGAAGACAUGCUGGGAUGCUGAACUUCAGGUGCAACUAUUGUCCUAAAACGUUCCAAGGACGUGUCAAGUUGAAUAGACAUAUGAAUACACAUCUCCGGGACGGAGCGCUACCUCCUGUCAUGGCUAAACCUGAGUUCACAAGAAAAGAUCCUGUACCAGGUCCGAGCAUGGUUCAAGAGAAACCUGGUUUCUGCUGUAAUCAGUGCAGUAAGAUUUGUCCUGAUAAAGCAUCCCUGCAAGAGCACACUAAGAUGCAUCUGAUUGAAGAUGCUAAAGCUAAAUUCAGCACUACUCCGAAAGAGAAAAAGGAGUUGGGUUGGGAUUAA